ACGAAAAGAUUUUAGGUGUCGGUCAAUUAUGGAAAUCUAAAAAAAGAUAGACAAAUGGGGUUUAUUGUUAUUAAACAAAUAUUUCUUGGACCUACAACAAGAUCAUUUCUUUCAAUGACUUCCACUGUCUCCCAAACACAUUUGAAUAUCAUCUUCCACGCUUCGUCUUCAUGAACUCUUCUUCUCAGAAACUUCAAACCCUAUAAACCAUUUUCUUAUGUUACUUCUUCUGUUUCUCACUUUUUCAUCUGGUUAUAAAUACAUGCAUAUACAUCCACAUCAUCUAAUCCAAACACCAACGGAUAUCGCCGUUCAUAGUCCUCUCCCACCCUCCGCCGCCCCUAUGUCAAACCAACAACACCUUGACUUGUCAGACUUCAUCAGAAUCGGAAACGGCUCCUGGGGUCCCGUCUACAAGGUCCUCCACCGCCCCACCGCCACCCACUUCGCUCUCAAGGUAAUCUACGGAAACCACGAUGAUGAUUUCCGCCGCCAGAUCCUUCUUCAAAUCAAGCUCCUGCAUGGCAUCGAUAACAUCAACAUCGUCAAGUGUCAUGACGUGUUUGAUCGUGAUGGUGAGAAUAUUCAGGUUCUUCUUGAAUACAUGAACUGUGGAUCUCUUCAAGGCACGCACUUGUCCGACGAAUCCUCUUUGGCCGACCUCACCCGUCAGAUUCUCUCCGGUCUCCACUACCUCCACCGGAAUAACAUCGCCCAUCGUCAUAUCAAACCUUCAAAUCUCUUAAUUAAUUCCAAAAAAGAAGUGAAGAUUGCGAUUUCCGGGGUUACGAGGAUCUUGGAACAGACGACGCAUCCUUGUAAAGAUUCAGUGGGUACGAUUGCUUACAUGUGCCCCGAAAGAAUAAACACCGACCUGAACCAGGGAAAAAACGACGGGUACGCUGGAGAUAUUUGGAGCAUGGGUGUGAGCAUUUUAGAAUUGUAUAUGGGGAUUUUACCGUUUGAGGUAGGAAGUCCCGAUGAUUGGGCGAGUCUUAUGAUGGCGAUUUGUAUGUGUCCGCCACCUAAAGCGCCGGCGACUGCUUCCACAGAGUUUCAAGAUUUUGUGGGACGGUGUUUGCAGAGGGAUCCAGCAAAGAGAUGGACAGCAGCACAGCUGUUGGGUCACCCGUUUGUUACAGGGGAAGCCAUCGCAGACAUAUCUACGACUACAACUAUUUCCCUUGAGGGUGCCUCUACUCGAAUACAAUCAUUCGAUAUAUAGGUUUUCUGGUAAUAGUGCCUAUGUCUUUUACAGCGAAUAGACCGUACACAAUUUUUAUUCAUUCAUAACAAUUUAUGUUUUAAAAUGUUAUAGAAACGAAAAAUUAUUAUAUAAAAUCACUUCCUUUUUACAAUACAUCCAAACUCACUACUAGAAAAAGGUGAGGUUUCCUACAAAAAUUUCCUAGGAACACAAAAUUUUCGCUACUUCCUAUAAAUUAUCAAGAACUUCCGAGGAAAACGUGUCUCUGAUAUUUCCUUAGAAGAUCAUUGGCAUCAAAUAGGAAAUACUGAUGAACUAUUUGUCCUAGGAAGUCCUACGCUUUUCUUAGGAAAUAAAUAUAUAUUUAACGUUCAUACGUUUUCGGUUUUUCUUAGGAAAUAAAUAUAUAUUUAAUUUUUUUUAAUUAACCCAUGUAAUACAUGAGUCUCACAACUAGUUUAUUAUUAUAAACAAGUCAUAUCAUUUUGUUCCAAUAUGCCAAAGAGCCUCACAUCUACGUGAAGUGUUUCGUUUAAGUGGUUUCUAGGAAGUUUCAAACCAAGGUCUUUCACUAGACAUGUCAAACUUUUACCAAUUGUCUUAGGGUCCAAGUGAUUAAUUUGAUACACAAAAAAACUUAUAAAGUUAACACAUUUAGGAAAUACCGAAGAAUUCUUUGUUAUCGGAAAUCCCUCAGAAGUUCAUACGAUUUUCCUAGAAAAUAAAUAUAUAUUAAAUGUUCCUAGGUAGUUCUUUGGUAGUUUUUUUAUUAUCAAUUUAUUAUUAUAAACGAAUCAUGUCAUUUUUUCGAAUAUGCCAAAGAGCCUCACAUUUACGUUAUAAGUGUUUCAUUUAAGUGGUUCCUAGGAAGUUUCUCAAAACUUCCGAGGGAUUUCCUAGGAAAUUUUCGAUCCAAGGUCUCUUACCAAAAUAAUCAUCAUUUUUAUUAUUAUUAUUAUUAUUAACACAUACACAUACAUGCUAAAAAUAAUCCUAAUAUUAAAAAUAAAAAAUUUUGUAACUAAUCAAUUAGAAAUGUGUAGGUAAUUCCGAGGGAUUUCCUAGGCUAAUUUUUUAUUUGUUUUUUUUUUUGAAGUUCAAACGUUGUUUUUUCAUUCCAUAUUUGUACAACUUUGUUACAUAUUAAAUACUUUUAUCUUACAAAGUUACGUAUUAUACAUAUACACAACCAUACAUAUGUACACAUACAUAUAAAUUUACAAUGGUAAAUAAUGUUUUGGGUAAUGAGUUGUGAUGGUGCACACGUAUGUAUGUUUGUAUAUAUUUUGUAUAAUUUUGUGAAAUAAAAGUAACUAAUGUAUGAUGAAGUUGAACAAAAUAUAGAACGAAAAAAAAACGUUGUUUUAACAUCAAAAAAUGAAAAAUGAGUUACCUUCCUGGGAAAAAUCUAGGAAAUACCAAGGAAUUUCCUAGACAACACAAAAUUUGCCACUAAUCUAUUGGAAUUGCGUAGGUAUUUCCAAGAGAUUUCCUAGGACCAAAACCCGUUUUCUAUUUUUUCGAGGUUUACACGUUUUUUUGUUUCGUAUUUUGGACAACUUUUUUAUACAUUAAAUACUUGUCUUACCA
Lactuca sativa (garden lettuce) is the source of this 2797-nucleotide messenger RNA. Its product is annotated as mitogen-activated protein kinase kinase 5. Gene Ontology annotation, molecular function: protein serine/threonine kinase activity; ATP binding. NCBI's taxonomy places the organism in Eukaryota, Viridiplantae, Streptophyta, Magnoliopsida, Asterales, Asteraceae. The record is from RefSeq and is a predicted model, not a curated record. Gene Ontology annotation, cellular component: cytoplasm. Gene Ontology annotation, biological process: protein phosphorylation.